This is a messenger RNA of Xiphias gladius (swordfish), 3817 nucleotides long. RefSeq lists its product as uncharacterized. The transcript has 6 exons. Gene Ontology annotation, biological process: induction of positive chemotaxis; leukocyte chemotaxis. The record is from RefSeq and is a predicted model, not a curated record. Bases 26 to 3406 code for a protein of 1126 amino acids. Lineage: Eukaryota; Metazoa; Chordata; Actinopteri; Istiophoriformes; Xiphiidae. Gene Ontology annotation, molecular function: CD4 receptor binding; cytokine activity.
CAUUAACUUUGUUUACUCUCAGACAAUGGACUUGUCCUUGCUCCCUACUCCAGUGAGUGAGUGCAAUAAGCAGAGGACAGGAGCACGCUUCACUGUCCGCUCGGCUAACUCUCCCUCAUACGCUCUCAUUCGCAGGCCAGGUGUUAGGAAACCCAGAGGUUUUUCCAAGGAUGAGAGGGAGGGUACUGAAGAAGUUGGAGAAAGAGAGAGAUAUGAAACAAACCCUGGCACAAAUGGUAGGAAUAAGGAGGAGGACGGAGUCGCUGGAUAUCAAGCAAGGACUUGGUGUCACAGCAGUGUCAAGGGUCAGUGUGAGGAGAAGAAAACAUCUGGCCAUGAAAUGUCCCCCAAGCUGAACCAGAAUGGCACAGGAGACAAAAUGAUCACUGAGGUUGGCACUGAAAGAAGUGAAAACCCUGCAUUUGAAAGUCGGGGCAGGACAGAGUGGAGGAGAAACAACCUGCAGAGUAGAAGUAAGAGUUUAGAUUGGAGAAUGGAGGCAAAAAGUCCUGGUCGGGGCACCAGAGCGGACAUGCUGUCGAAUAAAAAAGGAGGGGACAUCAAUAAACAGGCUGGAGGCCUGGAUGAAAGAAGGACAGGAGCUGAGGGUGCAAGUAAUGUUGUUCGAGAGAGGAGCCUAGAGAAUCACACGAGCCAGACUUUGGACAGGGCCAGCAGGGGUCAUUCUCUCCUCUCCAGGUUGACGUCCCAGACUGGUGCAGGCUCUAGGUUCACAGAGGCAGCUAUUUCGCUUGGGCCCACAGGAGGUCAGAGUAUACUGGAGCGGAUAGAGAAACUCUAUGGGUCUGCUGGUGUUGGUAAAGCUGAAGAUUACAGCAAAAUUAGGGACUUCUCUAACUCUGCAACAAAUGUAGACUCCCUUAAUUCGCCACAGCAGAGGUCAUAUGGGAGGGCAGCAGGGGGAACCUUCCCCAGAAGCUUCUCAUCAGGAGAGAAAAAUAACUUCGGUCCAGUGCCAAGCAGUAAAUCAGUCACCUGGACACCUCAAAAAGAUACCUCAGGUUCUGACAGUUCACUUUCUCCAGGGAGAAGCAGGAGAUUGUCAGGGGGACAGUGGCAAGGACAGACCCAGGGUAGGUAUUCAGAGGAAGGUGGUGUUAACUGGGGGAAAGGGUUAGUGGAAAUAGGAACACGGUCUCUGGAUAGAGCAAGGAGUAGGAACACUGUAGCAGCUCAGAUUAGAUCUGCCAGGGCUGCAGGAGGGAUUACUGCACCUCCAGAUUCAGCAGAGAAGACAUCAGUUUCUAUCAGAGAUUCGUCCAUGUUCAGAGAGGAAAGAGCAAAUGCGAGUAAGGAUCAGAGCAGGGUGAACCACGGAGAGGAAAAAGGUGAGACCAGGGGAAUAAAUGGGAAGAAAGAGACAGAUGAUGGUGCAGAAGAUGAAAUGAAGAGUGGUAGUACUGAUGCAGAUGUGUUUGAGUCAAAUCCACAGAAAAUUACACUGAAAACAAUAGAGAGGAAGAAGUUCCCGGAGACGUUGCCGGUCUCCUCUGCAGCUAGUGUGAGAAAUAAGAUCAAUCAGUUUGAAGCUCUGUCACAGAGAGCUCAGGGUUUGGCAACAGGACAGGUCCUGAUGCCCAGAAGAGCCUUGUCUGUGCCAGCACCACUCAACAGGGGCUAUGAUGGACUGCAGAAGAGCAGAUCAGCAAAAGCAAUAGGUGGAAUGAAGGACAAGUGUGAGGGACUGAAAGAAGGAGGGGAGGUAGGUGAUAAAGCUGAAGAGAAAGUGACAGGAGCCGAAAAGAAGCUUGUGUCAGAAAGGUCUUUAUCACUGGACGAGAUUGGACUAAUAUUAAGGAGGAAAGAGAGAGAAGGGAAUGAUUUGGCUGAGAGUGAAAGAAAAGAAAAGGAUGGCCGUAACAACUGUGAUGAAGAUUUUGGUAAAUAUUCCAGACUCAAGAGUGCACUUGAAAUCCCUCUAAAUGGAGGAGCUCAAAGACACCAUAGAAACUUUUACAUAGACGAGACAGAUUUCUCCACAGUCUCAAGCCCUGAGGAAGCAAGCAAGAAAGAUAUGACAGCCAACAAUGCACCAUCCCGGCUACUGUCUAAUUCUAGUGACACCUCCACUAGGUUGCAGAAAACGACACCCUCUGGGAUUACGUCACCUGUUAGUGAUGAUGACAAGACUCCAACAAACACCCCUAACCACUCACCCCUUCUCUCACCUAUCGCACAACUGGAAAAUGCCUCUCCCAUUGCAGAUAGAUAUGAGAGUGCUUCAGGCCUCAGACAAGCAGCCAAAACUCCCGAUCCAGACUCGCCACCUCUCCCUCUUCCCCAUGCCACCUCCUCCCACAGCAACCUCGCCAAUCUCAUCUCUCCAGAUGUCAACACAGCCCACCGGAAAGGGAAAAAACAGGUAUUGGACCUGGAUGCUUGGGUAGCUGGCUUGAACUCAGAGAUUAGGGUCUGGAAUGAUGACGAAGAUGAUUAUGAGGAUGAUGAUGAAAGUACGCAGAAAGAUGAGGAUUCAAACUAUGAUUCAGACUCCGGAGAGUCCUCAGUGACCAUCACCAGUAACAUGAGCCAGUCAGAUCGUAGGAGCUUCUGUGUCAGUCUCUCCGACUUGUGUAACUUUGCUGGAGUCGACUACGAGUCAGAAAAUGACAGUGAUGAGUGGCAGUCAACUGGCCGGCGGUCCGCCUCACUGAGCUCAGACGUGUCUGCCCUCUCCUAUGUGUCUGUGAUGCCCAGUGAGGAGCUUGACAGGCUGCUGGAGGAUGUCAGGAGCCUGGGGGACAACACCCUGCAGGACUAUGACAAUGUGCAGGUGGUGGUUCUCCAUAAGGAGGUGGGAGUGGGACUGGGCUUCAGUUUGGCAGGAGGCGUGGACCAGAACAAGCCAGUCACUGUCCAUAAAGUUUUUCCCUCAGGUUUGGCAGCUCAGGAAGGCUCCAUAAGGGAAGGGGACCAGGUCUUGUCAAUCAACGGCACAUCGUUGUGUGGCUACGCCCACUGGGAGGCUCUGAGGGUGCUGAGAAGGGCAAAGACUCGUGAAAUGGGAGUGGUGGUCCUGAGGAGAGGAGGUGUUAGCAACGCCUCUAAGAGCGGAGUGCAGACAAAUAAUCAGGGACCAACACAGUCUCAGUUCACCGAGACAGGUCAGCAUUUGUGCGUGCGUUUGGAGAAGAAGAGCAGGGAUCUGGGCUUCAGUCUGGAGGGAGGUGUAGGCUCCAGUCUGGGGAACAGACCACUCACUGUACAGAAGAUCUUCCAGGGAGGUCCAGUUGACAAGGUGUAUCCCGGUGAUGAGGUCCUAGAGAUUGAAGGUGUGAGCAUGGUGGGGAUGAGGCGCCUGGAAGCCUGGACUUUGAUCAGAAAACUAGCCCCUGGGCCUGUGGACGUGGUACUACGUCGCCCUCAUAAACAUAUGGAAACAUGAGGAUUAUCGAAGUGUUUUGUGGACAGUAAAGUUCAGGGAAUGAGGGCGAAUAAGAAACUAAAAGCCAUCCAUGAGACACAGCAUUGCCUGCAGUGGCAAAGAACAUGACAUGAACUAACUGGCAAUUGGACCAUUAAAACAAUUUGACAGUUUGUUAAUACAUAGUCAUUAUAACAAAGUCCUAAAGAAACAUUAUCUUGGAGACCAAGCCAAAAGUGUGUACUUUUCUCACUUCUCUCUUUUACAAGAUUACAUCUACCUCUAGGCCUGGGAUAUUUCGGCAUAAUUCAAAUGCACUGAUGGCUCAUACACUUACUAAAUAAACCAACUUUUAUACAGAUAGUUCGGUCAGUUAAAAACUAAUAAUGUGGAACUAUAAAUGAAAACACAUGUUGUAACAUAUUGUAAAUA